AAUGAUAAAAUCGUUGUAGUGAAACAAAUUCCAGGAUGGUUUGAAUACAAGCCCAGAGUUCUUGGUGUAGAUCUAAAAUCAAAUUCCAGCUUUUGUAACCCAACCAAAAUGUUGGUGCUCAGCUUUUGUAAACUGACUCUACUCGUUUUACAUUUGCACACAGUGGCCCCAUUACCAGAAAUUAUCAAAAUAGGAGGAUUGUUUGAUGUAAGUGAUGAGAUGAAAGGAAAUGGAAAACAAGAAACUGCGUUCAG
Eurytemora carolleeae is the source of this 254-nucleotide messenger RNA. RefSeq names its product glutamate receptor ionotropic, kainate 1. The record is from RefSeq and is a predicted model, not a curated record. Lineage: Eukaryota; Metazoa; Arthropoda; Copepoda; Calanoida; Temoridae.